Sparassis crispa is the source of this 654-nucleotide messenger RNA. RefSeq lists its product as hypothetical. NCBI's taxonomy places the organism in Eukaryota, Fungi, Basidiomycota, Agaricomycetes, Polyporales, Sparassidaceae. The transcript has a single exon. The record is from RefSeq and is a predicted model, not a curated record. Bases 1 to 654 code for a protein of 217 amino acids.
AUGGCGCUCUGGAGCGACUGGGGGAACAAUGCCACCACGAUGCUAGAGGACUACUACCAGCUCGCGAACAGUCUUGCUUUGUUCGGCGAGAAAACAUGGACUGGCUCCGGUGUACGCGACACGGAGCUUACGCUGGAGGAAUUCAGCAACGCGUACCCCAUCUUGAACGUCGCUGCACCCGGCCAGAACCUGAACCGUGCCGUGAAGACGGAAUACGGCAACACGGUCUACGAGUAUCCUGGGACGUAUAACACGCUCAUCACUCCCGUUUCAUCUGUCGGGCCUCCCUAUACCCUCACGUUCAGCGUGAUGCCCGACGCUGCGGAUCCUGAUACAGGCCUCCUAUUUUCCGGGAAAGACUCGCGGCUGUGGGUCGCCAAUCUGACAUUCGAGGCUACUGGCCAGUUGUACGCACUUGGCUAUAUGCUGCCCGUCGGCAAGUAUACAAACAUGUCGAUUCAUGCCACGCGAGAGUACACAUAUGCAAUCAUCGAUGGUGACGAUGGAAACCCAUACUUCUGGGUGACCAUCAUGGACAUUUGGGAAGAGUAUAUGGCGGUGGGCAACAUGUCGUUCGCGGCUCCUGCGCAGUACGUUGGUGGGCAGGGAUUUGCAGGGACCAUCAAAAAUAUUUCGUUGACACUUGGUGCUUAG